AUGUGCAAUGAACCUCCCUUGAUUUGCUUUCCUUUUUCCAUCAACGCACAAACAUGCCUGCCCGCACCUUUGCUCACCACUGCACUGCAGCCACAUGACCAACAACAGCUUUUAUGGCUCUCUCCCAUCGUCUCUGGGACUGCUCUCACCCCUCCAGCUGCUGUCAGUCGGCCCCCUUGCGUCCAUGCAACCCUUCACCACCCCCCCAACCCUUUUCCCCUUCACAUCCUUCUAAGUCCUGCUUCUGUCUGCUCCGCGCCCUGUGCACCUCGUUGCUUCUCCACGCUUCCACUUCUCCUUUGCCACAGCGCCACUAAUUUGUCCGCGCUCGCGCCCGCCACCACCACUGCUCAUCCCGUGUGUUCUGUGCGCUCCUCCACAUGUGCACAUGGUGCAGGGAUCUCAGCUUCAACCGCUUCUCAGGGCCCCUCCCACUCACCAUCACCCAGCUCACGCGCCUUUCCUUUCUGUCAGUGCAACUCCUCCAACACCUCCCUUGCACUCUGCCUCACCAUCUUUUCCAUUUUCCUCCCCUUUCUCUCUGUUCUUGAGACUGACCUGAGCGCCAACAGCUUCAGCGGUGUGCUGCCAGAGGCCAUCACGGCACUGACCGCCCUUCAGCACAUGUAUUCUGCCCUUCCAUUCCAUCGCAUGCUGCGCGCUAAAGCGCACCACCCUUCCACAAUCCUAUUUCUCAUCCGUUUCUCCCUCUCGUUCACUUGCCCUCUUUCCGGUGCUGUGAAGAACACCUCGCUCAUCUGCCCCUCCACAGACGCCGCCUGUGACGUGCCUCAGACGCUGCUCUCGCCCUUCUGCAUCCAGUGCCCUAACUUCUGCCGCCACUGCAUUCAAUACGGCUCCCAGCCUUCCUACUUCCCAGAAAAACCAUUACCACCCCCUUCACCUGCCGCACCGCCUCUUCCCCCCAUGGGUCGCCCCAUCAACCGGCCUCAACUCGUCACCACCACCACUGUCAGCAGCAGCAAGGGGGGCCUGUCAGGGGGCGCCAUAGCGGCCAUUGUGAUCGGGCUGCUCAUUGUGCUCAUCACUGCUGCUGGCCUCGCAUACAUUGUCAUCACCCACAAGGCCGACUCGCCUGACCAGCAAGGUAGUUUCCGCCCCUCAACCUGCAUAUUUUCAUAUGGCGUUUAUCCUUUUGAUGCUGCUGUGUAA
This is a messenger RNA of Closterium sp. Naga37s-1, 1173 nucleotides long. NCBI's taxonomy places the organism in Eukaryota, Viridiplantae, Streptophyta, Zygnematophyceae, Desmidiales, Closteriaceae. The record is from the annotation of a GenBank genome assembly.